Molecule: messenger RNA, 2565 nt
Organism: Lolium perenne
Lineage: Eukaryota; Viridiplantae; Streptophyta; Magnoliopsida; Poales; Poaceae
Product: probable ubiquitin-conjugating enzyme E2 23
Molecular function (GO): ubiquitin conjugating enzyme activity
Source: RefSeq, a predicted model, not a curated record
AUGGCCGUCGCCGACGAGGCCGCUGCCAUGAUGAAAACAAAUCUAUGUACCCUAGACCUGGUGAGUUUCCGGCAGGGCAGUCGCAAGCUAGCUGACCGCGGCCUAGUUUUAUCCAACGCCGAUGGCGAAGACGACGCGUACACGAUACUCCGCGUCGACGGCUCGCUAGUGACCAAGAACGCCAGCGACAUCGGCAUCUUUGACAGGACUCUUCUCUAUGUCGGCAAGAUCGUGGAGUCAGUGUCCGACUACGGUGGCCAGAUCGGCGUCGUCACCGGCGUCGCCACCACCCUCGGCGUGGUCCAGCUGAAUGACGGCCUUGGAGCCACGAAGGCCGUGAGCCGCGUGUCGCCAGCUGACCUGCGGCGCGUCCGGGCGCUCAGCCUUGGCGACUACGUCGUGUCCGGGCAGUGGUUGGGCCGGGUGGUCGAGGUGUCCAUGGACACGGAGAUCUCGUUCGACGACGGCGCUGUCUGCAGAGUCGCCGACGCGGCGUCCGGGAAGAUAAAACCAGCUAAGACGCAUGCAUACCUCCCCGAGACUAACACCGCGCUCUACCCGGGGGCCCGCGUCGUCAUCAACCAAGAAGACUCCUCAGUCGUCUUCAUGGAGGAGCGGUGGCUAAGCGGCCAGUGGAAGCCGGACCGCGCAGAAGGCACGGUGACCAAAGUGGAGAUGGCUGACGUGCUCGUUUACUGGAUCGCGUCUGCCGAACAAGCAGGCAUGGAGUCCGCCCCUCCGGCCAACCAGAACCCCGACAGGCUGACUCUUCUCUGUUCCGCGCCCGAGUGCACCUGGUGUUUUGCCGACCGCUGCUUUCUUAAUGCAGACCACACGGACGAGCAAUUGUCGUCGUCGUCAUUGCCGGUCACAAUGGCCGUCUCCUUCACCUGCACCUCCGUCGAGGUGCUGUGGCAGGACGGCACGCGACAGACUAUGGCACGCUCGACGCACGUCUCCCCCGUCGAGUUCGCGAGCGACCUCGACUUUUUUCCGGGACAGUAUGUUAUUGACAACUCUGUUGCCGACGAUGAUGCCAUGGAUGCCAUGGCCAUGGGUGCUGCCAGUGGAUCGAAGAGGCGCGUCGGCGUUGUCAGAAGCCUAAAUUCUAAAGAGCACAUGGUGAAAGUGUCAUGGUUCAAGGCAGCAGAAACAGGGCCUGGCGGGUGGGAGGUUGAGUGCGAGGAUACCGUAAGUGCGUAUGAAUUGGCAAGGGAUCCCGAUUACUCUGCUUUCUAUGGGGACGUCGUAGUUCGUCUACAAUCAGACGUAAGUGAAAGUACACCACUAGCGCAGAAGCAAGCACAGGCCCUUUCAUGGGUCGGACACGUUGUUGACCUUCAUGUCGACGGCCACGUCCAAGUCAAGUGGGGUGACGGCAGCACAUCAACGGUAUUACCUCAUGAGAUCAGUGUAGCCAACAACAAACACUACACGCAACUGCGGGCUGAAUUGACCGGCUCGGUGGAGGAGGAUGGUGUCGAUGCUCCUGCGGACAAUGACCAAGAUGGUACAAAUGUCGAAGGGGGCGUGAUUCAAGGCAGUGACGGCUCUGGUCAUGUAUCUGCGGGUAGUCAUGAAGAUCCUAGUGUUGAUGGCGAUGCGACGGAGACAAGAAUCAACGCAAUCGUAGAUGAUGAUAGUGUCGACGACUCUACCGAGAAUGUAGUGAACAAGGCUGAUGCCCACGGAGAUGACGAUCGGUCUAUGUUCCCACACUUCGAUGUUGUGAAGACCCCUCCGGAUCACCAUUACCUUGACACCAUGGAACAGGUCAGCGGCGGCGGAAAAAAGUGGGUCAAGGCCGUGCAGAAAGAGUGGAAAAUACUGCUGAACAACUUACCAGACACCAUCUACGUGGGUGCAUUUGAGGACCGAAUGGACCUGCUCCGGGCGGUAAUGGUGGGCGCGAGCGGAACGCCAUACCAGGAUGGGCUCUUCUUCUUCGACCUCCAGAUGCCACCGUCCUAUCCAGCUGAGCCACCGCAGGUGUAUUACCACUCGUUUGGCCUACGCCUCAAUCCCAUCCUCUACGAAUCCGGCACGGUGUGCCUCAGCCUGCUCAACACGUUUGGCGGGGAUGGCACCGAGGUAUGGUCACCGGCGACGUCGAGCGUCCUCCAGGUCCUUGUCUCCAUCCAGGGCCUCGUCCUCAACGACCAACCGUACUACAACGAGCCCACCUACGAGACCCUGGUCGGCACAUUGGCGGGACGUCGCAACGCACUGCCCUAUGGCGAGAACGCUUUCCUCCUCAACCUGCGAACCAUGCUCUACCUGCUGCGCCGGCCGCCACAAGGAUUCGAAGAGUUUGUCAAGGACCACUUCCGCCGUCGUGGGAGGUUCGUGCUUGCAACUUGUGCGGCAUGGCUGCAAGGAUGUGCCAUUCACACGUUCGUCGGUGAUGCUCGGGACACCGCUGCAGACAACCAGCGGCCAUGCUCGGUAGGGUUAAAGCUUGCACUCACCAAGUUGGUGUCAAGCCUUUUGGCAGCCUUUAUGGAGAUCGGUGCCGAGGGGUGUGACGAUUUCCAGUUGCAGUUCCAAGAGCUAAAGUCCCUUUAA